AUGUAUUUUGAUGAUUCAGCUGAUAAUGAUUAUCGAUUGCCUAGUGAUUGUGGUAGAAAUAGUGUCAAACGUAUAGUUGGUGGUAAUGAGUCUAAACCACAUACCUGGCCGUGGACUGUGGCUGUAUAUGUGCGCAACGUUAGGGCUAAAGCCGAUGACGACGUGUCGUUUAUAUGCGGCGCUUCAAUCAUUCAUCAGCGGUAUGUAUUGUGUGCGGCCCAUUGUGUUAAGUCAUUUGGUGUGAUCACACCGGCCGAUCAGUACAAACUGCUGUUGGGUGCACACGACCGGACUAACAGUGGCCAGUGGUAUAAUGUAUCUAAAAUUAUUGUACAUCGCAAAUACAAUGAAACAACCAUGCAGUACGACAUUGCAUUGUUUAAAUUGAAGGAACCGAUCAAUUUUAUAGCAUCCAAUCAUACAAUGGCACCGUUAUGUUUGGCCGAUGACAGCAUGAAUACUGAAACAUUUAAAAAUGAUCUCUCAGUUUGCGUUGGUUGGGGUGCGACACUACCAAUGGGUGAUAUAAGCAAUAAACUGAUGCAAGUGUCGAUUCCCAUUGCAUCCAAAAGGGAGUGCAUUAAAGCUUAUGAUAAGGAAAGUAUAACCGAUAUGAAUGUAUGCGCCGGUUAUAAGGAGGGAAAAAAGGACUCAUGUCAGGGUGAUUCCGGUGGUCCUCUAAUGAUAAGACGAAAGAACCAUUGGUUACAAAUUGGUAUUGUUUCGUGGGGUCGGGGAUGUGCUGAUAAAGAUGCCUAUGGAGUAUAUACACGCGUUUCAAGUCAUAGAAAAUGGGUUCAAAAUAUGAUCGCAAAAGAAAAGUAG
This is a messenger RNA of Oppia nitens, 825 nucleotides long. RefSeq names its product plasma kallikrein-like. Lineage: Eukaryota; Metazoa; Arthropoda; Arachnida; Sarcoptiformes; Oppiidae. Gene Ontology annotation, molecular function: serine-type endopeptidase activity. Gene Ontology annotation, biological process: proteolysis. The transcript has 5 exons. Bases 1 to 825 code for a protein of 274 amino acids. The record is from RefSeq and is a predicted model, not a curated record.